Aspergillus alliaceus is the source of this 1453-nucleotide messenger RNA. Its product is annotated as pyridoxal phosphate-dependent transferase. Gene Ontology annotation, molecular function: pyridoxal phosphate binding; L-aspartate:2-oxoglutarate transaminase activity. Gene Ontology annotation, biological process: L-aspartate biosynthetic process. The transcript has 3 exons. The coding region runs from base 17 to 1318 and encodes 433 amino acids. Gene Ontology annotation, cellular component: cytosol. The record is from RefSeq and is a predicted model, not a curated record. NCBI's taxonomy places the organism in Eukaryota, Fungi, Ascomycota, Eurotiomycetes, Eurotiales, Aspergillaceae.
GAAUAUUUCUCCCAAGAUGGGCUCAAUUUCUGAAUCGCCGUCCGUCACCAGGAAAGACCGGUCGAACUCGCUAUUCUCAAAUCUUCCCCCGAUACCAGUCGACGAGCCUUUCUCAGUCAACGGUGCCUACAUACAAGAUACUCACCCACAAAAAGUGAAUCUGGGAAUAGGCGUUUAUCGCACCGCCGACGGCUUACCAUGGCCAUUACGAGUCGUUGAAGAUGCAGAAAAGGCGAUCUACGAGGCAAGAGAUGUCAACAGACAUGAAUAUCUUACCAUUCAAGGCGACCGCGAGUUCCUUCGGCUGGCUGCUGACCUCGUCUUUGGAUUUGACGAGAAGAAGGAAGAUCUGUCCACGACGGAGAAACAAAGGAGCAGGGUUGUUUCUAUCCAAACCGUGUCAGGAACAGGCGCAAACAGAUUAGGUGCUGAGCUGUUGGCUCGCAAUGUGCGACCAGGUUGCGUUUGGAUCCCCGAGCCUACCUGGGCAAACCAUCACACCAUUUGGGAACUGGCCGGUGUGCCGAGAAAGGGGUACCCGUACUACGAUCGUAGUUCCCGGUCAUUCGAUUUUGAAGGAACGGUUCGAACAAUAUCGGAAUCAGCGCAGAAGAACGACGUUGUUAUCCUUCAUGCAUGCGCUCAUAACCCCACAGGUGCAGACCCAACCCGCGAACAGUGGGAAGUCCUGGCUCAAUUAUGCAAAGAUAAAGGAAUCAUUCCUUUCUUCGAUCUCGCCUACCAAGGCUUUGCCUCGGGAGAUGCCGAGAAGGAUGCAUGGGCCAUACGGCAUUUCUUCCAGGAUGCGUGCCAGCUCGAGUUCUGCGUGGCGCAGUCAUUCUCGAAGAACUUCGGAUUAUAUGGCCAGCGAGUUGGAGCUUUGCAUGUUGUGACCUAUCCCAACAGCAAUGGUGUAGCUCAAGAUAUACUGGCAAAUUUGUGCCAUCUCGUUCGUGGGGAGUACUCUAUGGCCCCAAGGGGAGGCGCGGAAAUUGUCCGGACUGUGCUGGGAAAUAAAUAUCUCCGUGGUAAAUGGUUAGAAGACCUUACUACAAUGAGUCAGAGGAUCCAGCGUAUGAGACAUGCGCUCUAUCAUGAGUUGGUCAGUUUACAAACACCUGGUGAUUGGAAGCAUGUUGUGAGCCAGAUUGGCAUGUUCACAUAUGUUGGGCUCUCUGAGAGUCAAGUAUUUGCAAUUCGAGAAAGGCAUCACAUUUACAUGCUGAAAUCGGGUAGGAUCUCAAUUUCUGGGCUGAAUGAGCGAAAUGUCCAAUAUGUUGCAAGGGGAAUUGAUGAUGUAGUUCGAACAGUGAAUUAGAGUCCGUAGCUUUACAUCAUGAUAUCAAUAGAUACUGCUUUAGAAAUAAAGAAUGAUUCUUGAUUCUCCAGCUCUCACGAAGGCAUCUUGUUGGACCUUGUCAUGAUGAAUCAAGUCGAGCUCAAUAAGGACAGA